AUGGCGGCUUCCACGGAACAAGAUGGAAAGACAGUCAGCUCCUCGGAUGUGGAUCUAUUACUGCACCCUGAGCUGAUGUCCCAAGAGUUUUUGCAGCUUGUCUUGUGUGGGAAAAACGUCAGCACCAGAGGCUGUGAUAGUCGGGACCGGCUCACAGAGCUUUACCUGCAGCAUGUCAUCCCGCUGCCGCAGAGGAGACUACCGGACAGCCGCUGGGGGAGGAGGAUGGAGAAGAGCCGAGGGAGGCAGUCCUCAGUCGGGCACAGUUCCAGUAACGACCACAGCAGGAAACGGCCUCUGAUCGUGUUUGAUGGCACUUCCUCUCACUCUGGCCCGCUGAAAGUAAAGAAACCAGAGGGAACCGCUGUGUCACCGGGAGCCACUGACAGGUUAAAACCUCCUCCUGCCGCGAACCUGUCCAACCCCGUCCGCAAGAUAUCAGGAAACACAUCCUCCUCUUCCUCUUCAUCAUCCAGUCUUUGCAGCACUGACACAGCAAAUCUCAAACGCGAGGCAAACAGCACGGAUGAAAUGCAUUCUCCAGAAUCGAAGAAAAAGAUCAGCCAUGUGACGUGGCCCUGACCUCUGACCCCUGUUACCACAGACCUGAUGGGAGCUCACACUCUGAAGGACAGACCGCUCUCCUCCCAACAAAUGCUGUCGUCCAGUAUCUGUGCUCUCCCAUCACAGUUAUCCCACUAAUCACAAAAGGAGUGAAAAUCCUCUUUGCCCUUCAUGUGUCACAGCCUUCAGUCUUGAGAGCUGACAGGUAGGCCGGUGCUCUGAAGACCCUCCAGCUUCUGAUGUCAAACGUUUCCUCGUUGCUUUCCACAACCUCAAGUGCCCUUACCAUCCGUUAUCAGCAACUCUCAUCAAGUCCAUCAAUUGAAGACCUUCUAGAGGACAAAACAAGUAACAUGACUUUUGUUUUCUGAAAUAACACUCAUGGAAAUUAUAGUUGUUAUUUAAGUUUUUGUGACGGAUUUGGUUUUGAUCAGAAAGCUUCCAGUACUGCUUUGAAAGGGGUAAACAUGAGUGUGUAAUGAGUUGAAUUUGAUCACCACAACUAUUUAGAAAUGUUUGCUUGCACCAGUUAUCAUUGUUAUUGAGAAAAAAAGGUGCAAACCAUCUGAUGCAGCGAUGGUGCUCUUGCAAAAUACAAGAUAACAGAAGAGAGAAUUGAUACCCUAUGAAUGACAUAUAACAGGCACACAGUCCACAUACGGCAAGUUAAACUAUAGUGUUGUGCUGUCGCAAAGACUACUGGAUUGCUUUCCGUAUCCUACUGCUAUCGACAAAUUUAGCAACUUAUGAACACCAUUAGGUAGAAAUCAAGACCUAUAUUCCAAUAUGUUCCGUUUUAAUUAACUCCCAAUGCUGCUCGGAGUAAUCGAAGUGCACGGAUCUUCUGCCAACAGCCUAACAACCAAUAUGCAGAUCAGUGUUUGCCGUCAUCCUAAGCUAGUGCUAGAUAGUAAGAGGGCUUCUCUGCAUUUAGUUUUACCCGGUAACUUUGGUUGUUUCACCGUCAACUUCUACACUGCUGCGGAUAGUAACUGCAAAAAUAUGCCAUUGAUAGGGCUGUGCAAUUAAUCGUAUUUUAAUCUCGAUUACGAUUUUGGCUUGC
Messenger RNA from Trematomus bernacchii (emerald rockcod), 1627 nucleotides. RefSeq names its product chromosome unknown C2orf49 homolog (gene tslig2). Bases 1 to 582 code for a protein of 193 amino acids. The record is from RefSeq and is a predicted model, not a curated record. Gene Ontology annotation, biological process: embryonic morphogenesis. Gene Ontology annotation, cellular component: tRNA-splicing ligase complex. NCBI's taxonomy places the organism in Eukaryota, Metazoa, Chordata, Actinopteri, Perciformes, Nototheniidae. The transcript has 4 exons.